This is a messenger RNA of Exophiala xenobiotica, 1554 nucleotides long. RefSeq lists its product as uncharacterized. The transcript is spliced from 3 exons. NCBI's taxonomy places the organism in Eukaryota, Fungi, Ascomycota, Eurotiomycetes, Chaetothyriales, Herpotrichiellaceae. Gene Ontology annotation, molecular function: carbohydrate:proton symporter activity. Gene Ontology annotation, cellular component: membrane. The record is from RefSeq and is a predicted model, not a curated record. The coding region runs from base 1 to 1554 and encodes 517 amino acids. Gene Ontology annotation, biological process: transmembrane transport; carbohydrate transport.
AUGUUCAAACCCUCAGGAAGGCUGUUGACGGCGCUCAUCACGACAAUAUGUUCGUUGGCGUUCUGUCUCUUCGGCUACGACCAGGGAGUUCUCUCUGGUAUCAUCGGCGCAGAUAACCAAUUCGGCAGGGACUUUAACCGCCCAGAUGCCAAUACGCAAGGUCUCAUUGUCUCGGUCUACCAGCUUGGGAACGUGGGCGGCUCCAUCGCCAUAUUCAUGUACGGCGACCACCUUGGCCGCAAGAAGUCCAUUUUCUGGGCAACGGUGGUCAUGCUCAUCGGUGCCAUUCUUCAGACCGCUUCUGUCAACCGCGGGAUGAUGUACGCUUCUCGGAUCAUUACUGGACUCGGGAACGGGGCCAACACUUCGACUAUCCCCGUGUACCAGGCCGAGACUUCAACCGCCAAACAGCGAGGCCAGCUGAUUGCGAUUGAUUCCUGCAUCGUCAUCUUCGGUAUCCUGGUCGCAUACUGGAUGGAUUACGGCUUCGCCAAAGUAGAAGGCCCCGCCCAAUGGAGAUUCCCCAUCGGGUUUCAAUUGAUAUUCAUCAUCCUCAUUCUGGUAUUGCUCCUCUUUGCCCCAGAGACACCUCGAUUCCUCCACGCAAAAGGCAAACACGAUGAAGCCGAGGAGGUCACAGCACGUCUAGUUGGCAAGGGCGUCCCUACCAGCGACCCUCGUGUCCGCGAGCUCUCUCGAGACAUUCUGAAUGCACUCGCACUUGAAUCCGAGGGAGGCCCGUUCAGAUUCAAGGAACUCCUCCAAGGCGGAAAAUUGCAGAACUUCCGCAGAAUGUGUAUCAGCUUUGCCAGCAAUGCUUUCCAGCAGUUGGGCGGUAUUUGCGUGAUCACCUACUAUCUUCCCAAGGUCUUGGUCGAGUCGAUCGGCAUGACGCGCGAAAUGGCCCUGUUAAUCAGUGGUAUCAUCACAACCGAAUACUUCCUUGCCUCUCUUGUGCAGAUCUGGCUGGUCGACAAAUUCAACCGCCGCACGCUCAUGUUCAUUUCGAGCGCCGGUGAAAUCAUCACCAUGGUCAUCCUUGCCGUCACCACGUGGCAGGGCUCAUCUCCCGCCGGUAUUGCAGGAGCCAUCAUGAUCGCUCUGUACAACACCUUCUACGCAUUUGGCUGGCUGCCGAUUCCGUUCAUCCUGCCUGCUGAAGUGUGUACCUUGAGACUCAGAGCUAAAGGUGCUGCGUUGGCCAGCGUGGGUGCUUGGAUCAUCGAAUUCAUGGUCGUCCAGAUCACACCGAUUGCGGUCCAAAACAUCCACUGGGGUACCUACAUUCUCUUCGCCGCAUUGAAUUUGGUCAUCAUCGUCCCGACCGUCUACUUCUUCUUCCCAGAAACUGCGAACAUGCGGCUCGAAGACGUCGACCAUCUCUUCGAGGCCGGCGGAAUUACUGGUGGAGUGCUCAGGAAAGGAGGCCGUCUCGCCGAUAGACGACAAGCCAUUGAGGUGGAACACCACGGUCAGGCCGAGAACAAGAGUGACACUGCCUCUGCUGGGUCUCGAGUUGGUCAGGAAAUCUACGAGCAUGAUGAAAAGGUGUAA